AUGGGUCUCUUUUCACGAAAAGACAAGAACGCCUCUCCUGCUCCGGCGGCGAAUCCUUAUGCCACUCCACAGCCUCAAGCCGAUCCUUACGCGCAAGAUAGCAAAUAUGCCAACAUGCCCGCCCAGCCCACUCAAUCUCCAUAUCAAUCAGCCAGACAGCAGCAGUAUACCGCUCCAGGAACCGGGAAUGCCCCUGACGGCCCUCGAGGUGGAAUGGGCGGCUCCAAUCCUCGAGCUCCGGCUCCCAACGGUGGUGGUUACGGAUCAGAUAAAUAUGGAAGCGGCGGUGGAUAUGGCGCAAACAGAUACGAUGGCUCUUCCGCCAAUUCGGGAUCAAAGUAUGGCCCUGCAGGUUAUGGUGGCCUAGGACGAACAAACAGCAAUGAUACAACUACAACGGAAGACAACAAGAAUGAGCUAUUCGGUGGCGCGAAGGAUAGAUACGCACAAAAGGCAGCUGCUAACUCUGAUCGACCUCCGCCAUAUGGUGCGCAGUCAGAUUCUGGCCCAUCAACUGGAGGCGGAUAUGGGGCGUAUGGCGAAGAAAGACAGCUUACUGCCGAAGAAGAGGAAGAAGAAGAUGUACAGGCAACAAAGGCUCAAAUCAGGGCCAUGAAGCAAGAAGAUGUUUCAUCUACCCGAAACGCACUGAGAAUCGCGGCCCAGGCUGAGGAGACCGGCCGUGCUACCUUGGCUCGUCUAGGUGCACAAGGUGAACGUAUUCACAAUACUGAAAAGAACCUGGAUCUUGCUGCCAACCAUAACCGGCUCGCUGAGGAGAAGGCUAAAGAAUUGAAGACUCUCAACAAGACUCAACGAGAUGAGGAUAUUAUCAACAAACACAGAUCAGAACGCGACCAGCGUGAGGAGACUAGGAAUGCAGCUUUUGCAUCCUCACAAAGAAUGGAAGCAAACUUCAGGGAACUUCAGCCAGGAGAUGUUGGAUAUCGAGCAACAGCCACUAAGGCUAGUCUUGCAGAGAGGUCAAAAUAUCAGUUCGAAGCCGACUCUGAGGAUGACGAAAUGGAGAAUGAAAUUGACUCCAACUUGGAUGCUCUAGGCCAUGCUGCCGGAAGGUUGAACCUACUGGCUAAGGCUACUGGUCGUGAAGUUGAUGACCAGAACAAACACAUCGAGAGAAUUAUUGGCAAGAGCGACCGUGUCGACGAUCAAAUCGCUAUGAAUAGAGCCAGAUUGGACCGCAUUCACUAA
Molecule: messenger RNA, 1212 nt
Organism: Sclerotinia sclerotiorum 1980 UF-70
Lineage: Eukaryota; Fungi; Ascomycota; Leotiomycetes; Helotiales; Sclerotiniaceae
Exons: 3
Coding region: 1-1212 (403 amino acids)
Biological process (GO): exocytosis; vesicle fusion
Cellular component (GO): SNARE complex; plasma membrane
Molecular function (GO): syntaxin binding; SNAP receptor activity
Source: RefSeq, a predicted model, not a curated record